AUGUUCGCUGGACAAGGCUCAUUUUUCAAGUGCUUCGGUUUUCUAAGACGGUGUAAGAAAUACUUCACUUCAUCUGAUCUCCUUACUAUUUACACCACUUAUAUUCAACCUGAAAUUGAAUACAAUACUCAUGUAUGGGCCGGUGCUUCGAAAUCUAUUUUAGAGUUACUCGACCGCGUACAGGAGAGGGCGAAGGUGCUUAUCGGUGACAGUAGGGUAUCCAACUCUAUUGAUUCUCUGGAGCGUCGUCGCAAUGUGGGUUGUGUUUCACUGUUCUAUCGAUACUAUAAUGGAAUGUGUUCUGAUGAAAUUAGGGAACUUGUCCCCGAUACCCGUAGUUUCUCACGAAAUACGCGUUCAUCAGUGAGGGCUCAUCCAUUCGUGGUCUAUUGGUCAGUGGAUCGCACAACACACUACAGAGAAAAUUCGUUUUUCAGCCGUACCGUCCGUAUGUGA
Messenger RNA from Calliphora vicina (urban bluebottle blowfly), 456 nucleotides. RefSeq lists its product as uncharacterized. The transcript has a single exon. NCBI's taxonomy places the organism in Eukaryota, Metazoa, Arthropoda, Insecta, Diptera, Calliphoridae. The record is from RefSeq and is a predicted model, not a curated record. Bases 1 to 456 code for a protein of 151 amino acids.